ACAAGAAUGAAGCCGCUGACAUAGAAUCUGAAAUAACUGGAACAGAGAGAGAAACAGAGACACUGAAGGAACGAUGGAAAAAGCAGCUGAGAGAAAGACACUAAGACAACAGAAGACAAAGUAAAACCAAAAAUACACACUCAGGAAGACCAGGACCAGGACCAGGACUCAGCCGGCCAAGAGCGGGGACCAGUUCAGAGGACUGAAGAACAAUGGACUAUGAACCUAAGAAACCCAAGAAGAGUUUUGUCUCUCCAAUAAAGCGACUGGUGUGGUCAAAAUCUGCCCGCAGACAGGCGGAUCGAGGCAGCGUUUACCGCCGCACGCUGCACACCGUCCCUCUUUACCCUCCAGACUACCUCAUCCACCCUGAGAGGCUGAUCUUCGACUACGUGGAGAAGGAGGUCAAGUUCCUUGGUCACCUGACGUGGGUGUCGGUGUCACUGAACCCCUCCAGCCGCGAUGAACUGCUACAACUGCUGGACACAGCAAGGCAGUUGAAGUUGCUGCCAUUGAAGACCAGUGUGGAUCAGGACUGUAUCCUCAGUCUGUCCGCUCGCUGUCUGCUGCUGACGUGGAGAGACAACGAGAAGCUGCUGAUGAGGAUUCCCACGCAUGAGAUCGCCGCCGCCUCCUACCUGCGAGACGACGCACUGCACCUGCUGAUCCUCAAGACAGGUUUGAAUGUGGACACAGUGGUUGCCGGGGACGACAGCCUGGACAGGAAAAAAACAACAGGUGUGGAUGGACGACGUCAAACCAUGAGCAGCAACUCUGACCCCCGGCCUGCAGGGGGCACAAUGGAGCGACGCCACACCAUCUGUGGAGUCGACUGGAGGCCUUCGCUGUCCAGGAGUAAUCACGACAAGAACCAGAAUAUAGAUAGGCAAGCCUGCACCGGAAGCUGGGAACGAGGGAAGAGCUACGGCAGCUGGGAAAGAAGGAACCACAAUCCACUGGAGCCGACGCCGUGCCCGGAUGCCUACUGCAACCUGGUCAUCCUGGCUGUGGAGAACAGGGAUGCCGCAGAGGAGUACUGCUCUCUGAUCUGUCAGAUGUUCCAGAUCAUUUACGGCCAUCAAACCAUCGAGUGUGUGGACAGAGCCGGAUUUCACCACACCGUGCCUGAUCGCUAUUGGCUGCAGAGGAGUGACAGCUGUCUGACUGACAUGUCCUACAGUUAUGAUCCAGAGUUUAGCUGCUGCAGCUCAUAUGAUGGUUCCCAGGAUGCCUUCGAGCUCUACUACAGUGAGACGUACAGCGAGGGUUCGUCCCUCUCUCUGCAGGACUCUCAUCGUAGUCUGGCUUCGGUCAGCGAUGGAGGAGACAGUAACCCGGCUCUGCUGCUGAUGCAGGAGUACAUGAUCACUCUGCGUAACAAGCUGAAUCCGAUGGAGUUGCAGCAGUUCGCCGUGCUGCUGAGGGAAUAUAGAUUGGGAUCAAACAUUGACCACUUCUGCUCCGAGCUGCUGCAACUGUACGGAGACAACCGCAAGUUCCUGCUGAUGGGUAUGCGUCCGUUCAUCCCAGACAAGGACGUCGGUGUGUUUGAGGGUUUCCUGGAGAGCAUCGGGAUCCGUGAGGGCGGGAUUUUAACCGACAGCUUCGGACGCAUCAAACGCAGCAUGAGCAACAUGUCAGCCACGGCCAUGAGAGGGUAUGACAACUGCUCCAUGGCGUCAGGAUCUCAGGAGUUCAACAGACGCAUCACGGACAUCACCCACGACAUCCAGGCGCUCGGCUUCCAGGACACACACGGAGACAUCGAGGAGGAGGACUACUACCUGUGAUGGAGGGAUGAAGGAGAGUUUUGUAUCUCACUGAACUCAGUGUUUGAACUUAAAAACAGACACGAGCACUUGACAAAGCUCUCUCCAUCACAAGACUGAAAGUGUAAAUAUGGAUUUCAUCACAGAGGUCGCUUUUUAAAUAUUGAUGUUUGAGAAUCUAAGUCCUGAUUUAAGAAAAAAAGGAACAAGAAAUACACUUAGAAAUAAAUAAAAUACAACU
This is a messenger RNA of Notolabrus celidotus (New Zealand spotty), 2010 nucleotides long. It is a transcript of the gene ccm2l, whose product is annotated as CCM2 like scaffold protein. Bases 213 to 1790 code for a protein of 525 amino acids. NCBI's taxonomy places the organism in Eukaryota, Metazoa, Chordata, Actinopteri, Labriformes, Labridae. The record is from RefSeq and is a predicted model, not a curated record. The transcript has 12 exons. Gene Ontology annotation, biological process: heart morphogenesis.